UCUAUAGGUGUAUCGUAGGCCGGGUUUUGUUUACAUUCUCUAUGACGAUGACUUUGCCGAUCGCUUACGGUCUGGGACAAUACGCUACCGAGCACUGUCCUUAUAGUCUUAUUUAAAUAUACGUGUACCAUUGGCCUUGUAAAUACCAUCGACGACCGUGGUACCUCUGUGUUAAAACAUUGAUCUACACCUGUGGAGCAGGCCAGUUUGUGACUCCUAUCUGCCUCAGUAAAACCCUAUGGAUAUUGGUGCUAACACGGAGGCAGAUUAUAGUCUCUCUAACGUGAUACAGUCGGAUAUUGAUAUCCAUUAGUACGGGUUUAUGUGCUAACGUGGAAUGUGAAAUAACACUUCUGUAGACACCUUUAUAUACAGAUGAGGACGGAUUAAACCUGAAUAUUGAGACACAUUAGACACCAUGCCGUCGGAACCGGGAUUCGACGUUGAAAAUACAGCCCAAAAGCUGUAUGGGUAUAUCAAACACGGAGACUUCAGAAAUGUUCAGGAGACGCUUGAUCCCAUCACGGACCGGGCUGUAGUGAGGGCUAUAGAGGACAGGUUCAUCGGUCGCCAUACUGAUACAGACCCCGUGAACCUCGCAAUAAAGCAAAGGGAGGAGAAGAUCGCUAUAUAUCUAGUGGAGAAGGCGUUCUCCACAGACAGAGUUCACCAGUGGCCAGAUAGGAGCUGUGACCAGUGGUGCUACUACGAACACGGUCCGGACAAGUGUAAGGCCGAAUUCACAGCGGUUGACCAUUCCGAGAAAGAAAACCUAUACAAACUCACAAAGCGAAUCAAGGAAAUAAGUCAAGGUCAGAGACAUCCGGGGGACGGUCUCGUUAUCUCGACAGUACAGCACCACAUGGUGGGUCAACAACCUAUGGAGGAGUCGAAAUCUCCCAGAUAUGAAAGGCCAAUGCCAGCAUAUGAGACGAAAAGUAGAAAAACGGCAGCUGAUGAGGCCCGAGAAAAAAUUCAAAAAUAUGGAAGAAAAUAUGUUGAUACGAACGGAAAUACUCUUCUACACUUAAAUAUACGAAAGCCCCAGGUCUACACAUAUGUGUUUGCAAACGGGGGUGUUCCGGUCAACAUACAGAACAAGGGAGGUGACUCGGCAUUACACCUUGCUGUUCGUGAAGGACUUUACGAAACAGCGGAAGCUUUGGUACAGUGUAGCGCGGACAUAGCACUGCGGAACUUUAUGGGUCAAACCCCUAUUGAUGAAGCAGAAGGUCCAAUUAAAAAAAUGUUGGAGAAAUUCCAGCCAGGCGUAGUGGAAGCCAUGUGUGGAAACUAUCGACAUUUUGAAAGAAUUCUCAGAAUUCUCGCGUGGGCCAGUCUGAGUAGCAAAGUCAAGGAAGAGAAGACAUUGAUGGAGCUAGCAAUAAUGAGGUCUGAGGAGGAUCCUCAGGUUCAAAAUUGUGUGAGAAUCCUCAAAGGCUAUCGGACAAGCAGUAGGCUCAUACAUGCUGUGUUGUGCGAGAACAUGGACUUGGCCCGGGAUAUCAUAGAAAAAGAAAAGGAUUGGAAGACAAAUAUCCGGUUCAUGGACCGUACUGGGAAAACACUGCUGUCACACGCAGUAGAGGCUAACAAUAUUGACCUUGUCCGACUGUUGGUUGACAGGGGAGGGGCCAAGGUCAACGCUAUCAGGGUCAGAGAGAGUGGGAUGGUUGAGGAGACCGUUCCUUUAUUCCACAAGUGCUUAAAAGCUGGAUUAAACCCAGAGAUUGCCAAAUUUCUCAACGCAAGAAUGGAUAUUAAGGAACGGUUAGAAAAGGACAAGAAUGGUAACACCGCGGUGCUACGGGCAAUAGAGGAGGACGUGUCACCCAAACUUGUCCACUGGCUAAUAGACACUAGCAGCGGCAGCUGUCUCGUGGAAAGGAAUAAGGAUGGCCUUACACCAAGAGAACUCGCGCUUGCUCAGAAAAACGACCCCAUCGUAAAGGUUAUAGAUCGUUACAUAUCGCAAAAGCCAACAAACAUACCAAAAUAUGCAUCUCAUUUGUGCCAUGAACGAGAUACCCUUGAUGUAGUAGACGAGACCACUGGAAAAACGUUGGGAGAAAUGGUACAGGAAGAAAAAAAGAUUAAGCUUAAGUUCCAAAAAUUCGAGGCGGAUGCAGAAAAAAUAUCUAGCGCAGCGGCUAAUGGUGAUCUAGAUGAAUUAAAAAACCUGUAUACUGCCAAUUAUGUGGACAGGAAUGGUUAUACCGUCCUCACGAGAGCCAUCGUAUUUCACAAGUACGAUAUCUGUAAGCAUCUGUGCACUGUUCGACCGGAACUCAGGUCUAUUCCUGAUAACAUGAACAGAUACCCUCUCCAUUAUGCCUAUUCUCUUCCUGCUAAUGUCUGCAUGAAAUAUGUGUGUCUGCUGCUGGAGAAAAACCCCGAGUCUAUCGAGAGCAAAGUCGACAUGAUGGGGCGGUGCGCAGCCGAGUACAAGGACCUCCGAGAGACUGUAGAAAUACAAACAAUGUUGUACGACGCCAUGACCCUGGAUGUCUUGGGCAAGAGAGGGCCGCCAUUGGGAUCGUGGCCAGAGGGAGCCAAAAGAACACCACCUGACAGGCACGUCAUUGGACACUCAUAACGAGGCAAUAACUAAACGUCAUUGGACAACGAGCACACUUAAAAGCUUUUCAUGGGACGUCAUUAACAUGUCAGUCGACAUGCGCAAUGAGAAUUAGAUUCGUUACCGUUACACCAAUCUUCCCUGGUCCAGUCCUUGUGUUACCCUCCACUGUUAUAAAACGUAGACCAGUGUGAGGAAUCCUCGAGAGUAGUGACAUGUACUGGACGACAGCAUAAUCAACUCAAAUUUGGACAUGCGUAGUGGAUAUUUUUGCCAUUAGGUGUUUAGGAAAAAACUAAAAAUAUGAGUUAAAACACCUUGAGGUAGUCGCGAUGGAACGUGUAUUUCAUACAUAAUCAACUCGUUCCUAAGGGACAUCGGCAAAACGUUUGUAUUCACGACCAGUACCUGUACAGCAUAGAGCAAAGUCUGUGGAACAGGAAUAAGGAUGAAAUGAGGACAUUUUUGAACCCGACUUAAUUAAAGAUAAUGGAGGUUAAGCAGUGCAAACAAGGAUUAAGCGUUGUGUUUCGCUUUUGGUGAAAGUGUGAAAACACACAAAGCUGAAAGCUCUUUACAAACAGAUGUAUCCACGUUAUCGAAGGAAUCGGCCAUCACUCGUCGUAAAUACCAAACAGGACCGUUUUCUUUUUCUUUUGUUGAAGUAAUUUGUUAUACUUCUGCAAGCUAAAAAUCACAACUACAUUUGUCGGUUGACAGACUGAUAAAUAAAUGUGUGCUGUUUAUGUAGACUCAAAAAAAAAAAGAAGUGAUAUUCUCUUUCUGUGAUAUUUAGUAUUUGCUCAACAGUAUUUAUUUCCUUGUAACAAAAAUAAAUUUUCAUUAUAAAGUA
This is a messenger RNA of Mizuhopecten yessoensis (Yesso scallop), 3431 nucleotides long. RefSeq lists its product as uncharacterized. The transcript has 23 exons. NCBI's taxonomy places the organism in Eukaryota, Metazoa, Mollusca, Bivalvia, Pectinida, Pectinidae. The coding region runs from base 419 to 2596 and encodes 725 amino acids. Gene Ontology annotation, molecular function: protein binding. The record is from RefSeq and is a predicted model, not a curated record.